GGCUGGCAGCCAAAGGAAGAACACCUCCUUCUGCCAUAGUCAGCAGAAUUUUUCUCAUCUCAGAGCCAGGAGGAUGAAUUGUCUGACCACAUGGAGCAGAGUAACAGCUGCAGGUGGUGGGACUUAGGAGUUCUACCUGAAGAUCAUGCCAGGUUUGUACUGCCUGCCCACCUGGACUGCCCUCCCUUUGAAGAGCUCGUGUGUGAAGGCCUGUGCCAAUGGGUAUUCCCUGGGAUUCACGGCCUACCUUACUUACGUCAACUUGGAGCACGAGCCGGUAGAAGGAGUGUUUGUCUAUCCGCUGGAGGAGUCGGAGGUGGUGGCCAGCUUUGAAGCUGUGACGGGAAGCAGAACCUUCACCUUCCAGAUCCAGAACCGGCACAAGGCAGAGGAUUGCUGCCUUGACUGUAGCUCCACUUCGAACCAGCCUCUCUGCUGUACCAAUGGUCACCUGAUCCUUGACGAAGACUUGGCUCGUUCCAUGUUCAUCAUGAGCACCGGCCCUGUCGGGCCCUCCGAAACUGUGACAGUGGUCUUCAGCAGCAGCCAGGAGUUGGCAACCCUGCCAAACGGUGCCCUGCGUGUCGCCUUCCCCUCUGUGCUCACGCCCUUCGUUUUAUCUCUCCCCGAAAGUGAAAGUGAGGCAGGAGGCUUGUGUGACGACAGGUUGGCCCUAUGUUCCACCAGCUGUUUUAGAUCCAGCGGGCUGAAGAGCGAGCAGUCUUUCCUCCUGCCACCCAAAGACACUGAUAUCUUCAAGGGGGACGUUUACAAUCCUUUCCCCUAUGAGUUCAGUUUUGAAAUGCUGGUUAAGGGACCCUGUUUGCUGGCAGGAUUGGAAAGCCCAUCCCAUGCCCUUCAAGCAGAUGCCAACCCUUAUGCCAGCUCUGCCUCAACUAUUUGCAUCACCUUGGCAGAGAAACACAAGUGUGACCGGAACCUGGAAAUUAUCCUGUAUCCUUGUGAACCUCACCACCCACACCUCGUCAUUGAAGACGGCGCCAUGACUUACCAAGAAUAUGAGGCUUCCAUAAGGAACCGUCGGGACUACGCACGGAUUGCCAAAAAAGACAAUGAUGGGGAGAGACAGGUGACCUUUGUUCAGAAGAGGUUCCACAAAGACAUCUUCCACAAUCCUGUCCUUAUGCUGAAUUUCUGCCCUGAGGUGGGCAGCACCUCCACUGAUUUCCAGACUGUGACGCGGGAAAUGCUCUUCCUCAUAGACCGAAGUGGAAGCAUGUGUGGCUCCAGCAUUGAUGGAAUCAAGGAUGCUUUGUUGGUGGCCAUAAAGAGCCUUCCUUCCAACACCUUGCUAAAUAUUGCUGGCUUUGGCUCCAACAUCAAGCCCCUCUUCAAAACCAGCAAGCCUUGCAACAGCGAGAACCUCAGAUUGGCCUGUGAACACAUUCAGAAGCUACGGGCUGACAUGGGCGGAACCAACUUCCUUGGUGCACUGUCGUGGAUCGUGGGGCAGCCUCUUCACCGCGGGUAUCCACGCCAGCUCUUUGUCUUCACAGACGCCAGCGUGAGCAACACAGGCAAAGUCAUUGAGCUGGUCAGGAGGCAGGCAAGCACUGUCAGGUGUUUCACCUUUGGUCUGGGAAGUGGUGCCUGCCGUCGGCUCCUACGGGGAAUGGCUAAGGUGAGCAGAGGUCAAGCUGAAUUCCUGAGCCCAGGUGAAAGGCUACAGCCUAAGCUGAUGAAGUCUUUGAAGAAAGCCAUUGAGCCAGCUGUGAGUGACAUCACGAUCGACUGGUAUGUGCCAGACACCAUGGAGGCCCUGUUGUCACCCAAUGAGAUCGCGGCCUUGUAUCCUGGAGACCGGCUCAUCAGCUACUGCACUCUGUACCACAUUGCCAGCUUCCGGGACAAGAAGGGCAGAGAGCAGCUGUGCCGGAGCCUGUCCAAGGGCUCCACGGGCUCAGUGUUCCAGUCCCAGGAGGAGGCGAUAGGUCAAGAAGCAGUCUACUUAUACCCACCCGGGGAAAGCCAAGACAUUUAUAAAGCCCUUCAUGAAAUUUCCCGUGAGAUAUCCUUGGAGUUCUCCGCUGGGGGCACAGAAGAGUCGGUGAAGAGCGGAGACAUCUGGAAGCGAAUUUACCAGCCCUCCUACAUCCAAGAACAGUACGUGCUCACCCACUGCUCCGUCAGCACCGACCGCAGCCAGGGCUUGCUCUCCCACAGCUCCACCAGCAGUGAGUCCACUGGCUCCAGGGAUGUGCCCCCCGAGGGAGGCUCCUCAGCCCAGGCCCUGGAAGGCUGCUCUCAGCAAGGCCAGAAGAGUGUCUUCCUCUGCAAUUCCUCCACCAAGUCUGCUCCCAUUGCGCAGGCUCAGCAGGGGGCUGGGAAUAAGGUAUCAGUGGCCCUGAGUUCUGAAGAGCUGGUUCGAAGGAAUAAAGUGCUCGCCCGAGCUGCCCUCUCUGGCCGCAGCUUCUCGUCCCCACAUGGCGAACUGGAUGCCCAUCGACUGCGCCGGGCUCUGGAGAAAGUCUCCCAGAAGAGGAACCGGUCCCUGGAAGGGAAACUAGAUGAAAUUGGGCCUGAGCUGCAGAAGAUGCGGAAGAGCAUUGGGGAUUCCAGCAACUUAUUGUCCCCAGCCCACCUAGACUGGGACACCCUAUUGGAGCCUCCAUACCUUUUCAGCCCAUCACCAGCAACCGAGCAAGGGGAGAGCGAAGGAAGCGCUUUGCCGUCCCUCCAGUGCCAGAUUGUGAUCCACGCCCUGAGCGCAGGGAAGCCAGUCUCCUGGGAACUGACUGCUGCCUUGGAUUCCCUGCUUCUUUCCCGGAACAGCCAGGCCAAAGAGGAGUCCUCCAGGCAGUGCCAGCAAAGUAAAGCCUGGGACAAGUUGCUUCACCGCUUGACGGCAAACUCCGUCAUCCGGGAUAACGAGAACGUUGCCCAGAGGGAAGCCGAGCUGGAAAAUGGUUUCUCACGGAGAUUCCGCCUUAAGGCAAUCCAGUCCAGCAAGGCUUGUAACACACCCUCUAUUUAUACCUCCAUGGUGCCUGUGGAUUCUUUCACUCAGGAAACCUUACCCUCAGCACUUGAGGUUCGCAGCAUAGGGGGCUUGUACGGCCACCAGCAAGGGUCCUGGUCUGGCAGCCGGCGUCAGCGUAGUUACUCAGCAGGUCUGGGACGGAGGCAGGACUCAGAGGAGCUGGACGAUGCCCCCGUUUCUACAGAAGAGAUGCCUCCUUCUCCUGUUAAUGUCAAUUCUUCUUCACGUGAAAAGCAAAAUUGUUCUGAGGGUAAUGAUCUCAGCUCCUCUCCUGUCUCUGUGGGUUCCCAGAAGUCAGUGGAGAAUUUUGUAGGCUCCAGGUUCAGCAUCAGCCGGCGACGGGGACAAGGUUUGGCGCUCCGGCCACAGUGCCUGACCCCCCCGAGUGAACUGUCCUCUUGCGACAGUGCUGUCCACGACUACCUUCCGCUGGUGCAUCUGCAACAGGCCCCAGGCAUGUUCCAGCUGAGCGAGAGCUUCUCCGAGGUGGUCCAGAUCCCCCUGGACCGUUUGCGCCGGGCCUCUCCCUACGCCUCCCACCGUGCCAGCCUCAGCCCUGCCUCCAGCACCUCCCCCUGGGCGCUGAUCGCCAAGGGGAGCCCCAAACCGACCGCAAACCCUCCUUCCCUGGAUGGCGGCGAAGAACUCGCAGGAACGGGCAAAGAGGGGGCGAUGGAGCAGGGCUCGCCACGCUCCCAGAGCACCUGCUCGGAGGUGCUGAGCGCCGCCGUGUGGGCCCAGGCGGACAGUGGGCGGGGCUCCGAGACCGAUGCCUGCGACCACUCGCCCGACGCCUCGGAAGCCAGCCUCAGCCUGCAGGAAACAGGCCUGGAGGCAGAAGAGGGCGACCUGGAGAGCAUGAGUUGGGCUACAGCCGUGGCCCUGGCGUGGCUGGAGCACCGCUGCGCCGGGUUCUUCGUGGAGUGGGAGCUGCUGGCGGCCAAGGCUGACGCCUGGCUGCGGAGCCAGCAGCUGCCGGAAGGCGUGGACGUCGCCACCCUGAAAGGGGCCGCGCGGCAGCUCUUCCUGCUGCUCCGCCACUGGGACGAGAACAUCAAGCUGAACAUGCUGUGCUACGACCCAAACAAUGUGUGAAAAGGGCAGCU
Molecule: messenger RNA, 4107 nt
Organism: Euleptes europaea (tarantolino)
Lineage: Eukaryota; Metazoa; Chordata; Lepidosauria; Squamata; Sphaerodactylidae
Gene: VWA5B2
Product: von Willebrand factor A domain containing 5B2
Exons: 22
Coding region: 146-4096 (1316 amino acids)
Source: RefSeq, a predicted model, not a curated record